This is a messenger RNA of Gracilinanus agilis (Agile Gracile Mouse Opossum), 1674 nucleotides long. RefSeq names its product solute carrier family 5 member 5 (gene SLC5A5). Gene Ontology annotation, biological process: iodide transmembrane transport; sodium ion transport. Gene Ontology annotation, molecular function: symporter activity. The transcript has 13 exons. The record is from RefSeq and is a predicted model, not a curated record. Gene Ontology annotation, cellular component: membrane. The coding region runs from base 1 to 1674 and encodes 557 amino acids. Lineage: Eukaryota; Metazoa; Chordata; Mammalia; Didelphimorphia; Didelphidae.
AUGGAGGCCUGGACCCCGGAGCGGCCCACCUUUGGCUUCUGGGACUAUGGCGUCUUUGGUCUCAUGCUUCUGGUCUCCACCUCCAUCGGGCUCUUCUUCGGGCUGGCCCGGGGUGGGCAGAAGACCGCAGAGGACUUCUUCACCGGAGGACGGCAGAUGGGAGCUGUGCCCGUGGGCCUCUCCUUGGCAGCCAGCUUCAUGUCGGCCAUCCAGGUGCUGGGGGUGCCCUCCGAGGCUUACCGUUAUGGGCUCAAAUUCCUCUGGAUGUGCCUUGGGCAGUUGCUCAACACCAUUCUCACUGCCUACCUCUUCCUUCCCGUCUUCUAUCGCCUGGGCCUCACCAGCACCUACCAGUAUCUGGAGAUGAGAUUUAGCCGUCACGUUCGUCUGUGUGGCACCAUCCAGUAUGUCAUCGCCACAAUGCUAUACACAGGAAUUGUCAUCUAUGCUCCUGCCCUGAUUCUCAACCAAGUAACAGGGCUGGAUAUCUGGGCAUCUCUCCUUUCUACCGGUGCCAUCUGUACCUUUUAUACCACUGUGGGAGGCAUGAAGGCUGUCAUCUGGACAGAUGUCUUCCAAGUGUUUGUGAUGCUCUCCGGAUUCGUCGCCAUCUUGAUACAGGGCACACUUCUAGUCGGUGGGGCUCAUCGUGUGCUGGACAUCGCCAGAAAUCACUCCCGGAUCAACUUGAAUGAGGAUGGGGGUGAUGGGAAUGGCAAGCAAGUCCUGGGCUUUCUCCAUCUUUUCUCUCCUGCACAGUAUGUGCCCUACCUGGUGUUGGACAUCUUCCAGGAUUACCCCGGCGUUCCUGGACUCUUCCUUGCCUGUGCCUAUAGUGGCACCUUAAGCACAGCAUCCACUAGCAUCAAUGCCAUGGCAGCUGUCACUGUGGAGGACCUGAUCAAGCCCCGGCUACCAAGCAUCAGCCCUCGAAGACUGACUCUGGUUUCCAAGGGACUGUCUCUCAUCUAUGGUUCUGCCUGUCUGACGGUGGCUGCCCUGUCCUCCCUGCUUGGAGGUGGUGUCCUUCAGGGCUCUUUCACUGUCAUGGGUGUGAUCAGCGGUCCACUGCUUGGAGCCUUCAUCCUGGGCAUGUUCAUUCCAAUCUGCAACACCAUAGGUGUUUUCUCAGGCCUGGGUGCAGGUUUCGUACUCUCCUUCUGGGUGGCUGUGGGAGCCACUCUGUACCCACCGAGCCCACAGACGAUGGGCGUAUUGCCCACCUUCACAGAUCACUGUGCGCUCUACAAUGCCAGCGAGGGUCUAAACAUCACUGUGAUCAUGGGGACACUUCCAACAAGGACUCUUUCUGCCCCAGGAGACCGACCUGCUAUUGCCGACGACUUCUAUGCCAUCUCCUACCUGUAUUAUGGGGCCCUGGGCACGCUGACCACAGUGCUGGGCGGCAUCCUUGUCAGCUACCUGACAGGCCCCACCAAGCGGAGUGAGCUGGGCCCUGGCCUUCUUUGGUGGGAUGUCAUGAAACAGAUGUCGUCUGUGGCCCCCAUGGCUAAGUCGGUGCCCCUGGAGGAGGCUCUGACUAAUUGCAAGGAUUCUAAGGAGCACCCACAAGAGGUCAAGAAGCCCCCAGGCCCCCCACCUUUCUGGCCCCAGGAUCCACAGUUACAAAAGGAGGCAGAGGAAAGCAACCUGCUCAGAGAAACCGAUAUCUAA